AUGAGCGGCGCGCCGCAGCAUGUGGCCGAGGAGACGCAUCGCCUGCUGCACCAGCUACCAGCCGCCGUCGCCGCCCUCGAUCGAGACACGACGAUGUGGGACAAGUCGACAGUCCACGCUGGGGCCACUAUCGACGUCUCGUUGCACCUGCCACCACACAAAUCAGUGGCGGCGCGGAUUCAAAUGGACAUUGCUCUAUCGCCCGAUGCAGCCUACGCAGCCCUUGGCAACGCGCUGGACCUCUACGGGCCCUUGGGCUACGUCUUUGGUCAUUCCGCCUGCACCUUGCAUCAGAGCGGUCGCGCCAGUAUUGUCCAAGCCACGUACCGUAUUCGAGGUGCGAAGCCCCGGCGUGCGAUGCUACUGCAGGCAACGUCUGCGUACACCAUGGCCGUCGCGUCGCUCCACUGGGAGGAAGCUCUCUUGUGGUCGCGCGAGGCGACUGCUACGCUCGAUACAUCGUACACACCACUCGUUGUGUACCCCUCUGGGUGGGUGGUGCGGCCGGGGGCCACCCCCGCAUCGGCCACGGUCACACUACUCGUUCACGUCGACGUCGGUGGUCUGGCGCAGACUUUGCUCCGCACUCUGGCGCCAUCCACCAUGCUGUGUUUGCUCGUCGACGACCUCCGCGCGGUGCUGCGUGCUUGAAAGUUGCUGACGGAAAGCACACAAUCGUCAUCGAGGCUCACACGUCGCAUGCCGUCGGUAGGACAAGAGAAUAAUGUCAUCGUAUCAGAGGAAGAGAAUAA
Saprolegnia parasitica CBS 223.65 is the source of this 752-nucleotide messenger RNA. RefSeq lists its product as hypothetical. The coding region runs from base 1 to 651 and encodes 216 amino acids. Lineage: Eukaryota; Oomycota; Saprolegniomycetes; Saprolegniales; Saprolegniaceae. The transcript is spliced from 4 exons. The record is from RefSeq and is a predicted model, not a curated record.